Molecule: messenger RNA, 1485 nt
Organism: Purpureocillium lilacinum
Lineage: Eukaryota; Fungi; Ascomycota; Sordariomycetes; Hypocreales; Ophiocordycipitaceae
Source: RefSeq, a predicted model, not a curated record
AUGUACAUUCAAUCGUCCGCGGUAGCCCUGCUGUUGGCCCAGCUGGCCUCGGCAGCACCCCAACUCAAAUAUGGAGGGAACACAGGCCCUGUAGGAGGCGUCACGCCCCCGAUACCCACCGCGACGGCCGCCUCGGGCAGCCUCUACGGCGGCAGCAGCCUCCUAGGGGGCAACGCGCGCCUCCCCGACGUCGACUCAGACACGGCCCAGCUGCCGGAGAAGCCGCAGCUCGUCAACGGACAAGAUGCCGACGCCGACCUCGGCCUCUACCUGGACCUCAACUCUGUAGACGAGCCGCAGCCCAUCCGCGGCGACUACGGGCAGGUCGACCCAGGCCCGCGGACGUUCCAGUACGAGAAGCUCAACCCGGACCUCUUCGCGCCGCCCGGCACCGACGCCGGCUCCGUGCCCAACGCCGUGUGGCCCCUCGGCCUGUCCCACAACCGGCCCGGCUACCGCGGCCGCUCCGGCUGGGCGCGCCAGCAAAACACCGACGUGCUGCCCAACGCCAAGCGCAUGGCCGGCGUCGACAUGAAGCUCGCGCCCAACGCCUACCGCGAGCUGCACUGGCACACGGCGGGCGAGUGGGCGCUCGUCCUCAAGGGCUGCGUGCGCGUCGCGGCCAUCAACGACGAGAACCAGUCCUUCACGGAUGACCUCUGCGAGGGCGACGUCUGGUUCUUCCCGCCGGGCGUGCCGCACUCCAUCCAGGCCUUUGACAAGGGCGUCGAGUUCCUGCUCGUCUUUGACGAGGGCGACUUUGACGAGAACGGCACCUUUCUCGUCAGCGAGAUGUUUGCCCGCACCCCGCGCGAGGUGCUCUCCAAGAACUUCCAGGCCGACGUCGACGCCUUCAAGGACCUGCCCGAGGGCGAGCUGUACAUUUUCAACGGCACGCAGCAGCCCAAGGACAUACAGCAGCAGAACAUUACCGCGCCGGGUGGGUUCCUGACAGGCAACGGCUCCUACACGUACCACUGGUCGCAGCAGGAGCCUUACCACGUACCCGGCGGCAGCGUCAAGAUCCUCGACCCGCGCACCUUUCCCAUCGCGACCAUGUUCUCCGCCGCGCUGGUGACGGUCCAGCCGGGCGCGAUGCGCGAGAUGCACUGGCACACCACGUCGGACGAGUGGGACUACUUCCUCCAGGGGUCCGGCCGCGCGACCAUCUACCACGCCCCCAGCGCCGGCCGCACAUUUGACUUUACCGCCGGCGACGUGGGCUACAUCUCGCAGGCCGAGGCGCACUACGUCGAGAACACGGGCACAGAGGACCUCGUCUUCCUCGAGGUGCUGCAGGCGCCCAAGUUCUCCGACGUGUCCGUCGCCCAGUGGCUGGCGUUGACGCCCAAGCAGACGGUCAAGGAUCACCUGAAGCUGCCGGACAAGCUGAUUGAUAGCCUCCCCAAGGAGAAGACGAUCCUGAAAGUGGGGAACAAGAAUCUGACGGCACUGGCUGGUGGGGGCAAGGCCUACGAGCCGUGA